Molecule: messenger RNA, 2532 nt
Organism: Fusarium odoratissimum NRRL 54006
Lineage: Eukaryota; Fungi; Ascomycota; Sordariomycetes; Hypocreales; Nectriaceae
Product: squalene synthase
Exons: 3
Coding region: 288-1598 (436 amino acids)
Biological process (GO): ergosterol biosynthetic process; farnesyl diphosphate metabolic process
Cellular component (GO): endoplasmic reticulum membrane
Molecular function (GO): squalene synthase [NAD(P)H] activity
Source: RefSeq, a predicted model, not a curated record
GAAAUUGAGCUCUGUGCAUAAUUUGUGGGUUUAUCCGGAGCGGAGGUCAACCAGUCUUAUUUUGCUUCUCCCAUCUGUCCUCUCGUCUUUCCUCUCCAAGCAUCUCGUGGUGAAGAUAUACACCCAAGACGUUUCCGGGACCUGGUCGCAACUUAAUUGAUAUAUAACAUUUGCUUCCUCCCGUUUCCCUGACUCUGUACGUCUGUAUCAAGACGUGCACUGUUCAGUUCAAGCUCUCACGCGCUUCACUUCUGCCUUCUCUACCCCCUCACGCUACCACCGCCAAGAUGGGUUACCUCUACUACCUCUUCCACCCUUACCAGCUUCGAUCGAUCAUUCAAUGGAAGGUCUGGCAUGAUCCCGUCCACCAGCGCGAUCCCAGCACAGAGUCCCCAGAGCUAAAAGAAUGCUUUCGUUACCUCGACAUGACAAGUCGCAGUUUUGCGGCUGUCAUUCAAGAGCUUAACCACGAACUCCUCGUCCCCAUCACUCUCUUCUACCUCUGCCUCCGUGGCCUAGACACCAUCGAGGAUGACAUGACCAUCCCCCUGGAUAAGAAGGUUCCCCUUCUUAGAAACUUCCACAUCACCAUGGAAGAAGAUGGUUGGCAAUUCCAUGAGAGUCAGGAGAAGGAUAAGGAGCUGCUGGAGCACUUCGAUGUGGUCGUUGCAGAGCUCAAGAAGAUCAAGGCCCCCUACUACCAGAUCAUCAAGGAAAUGACUCGCAAGAUGGGCAAUGGCAUGGCUGACUAUGCCCAAAACGAGGAGAUGAUCAAGAACGGUGUGCAGACUAUUGAGGAGUACGAGCUGUACUGCCAUUACGUCGCUGGUCUCGUUGGCGAAGGCCUCACGCGUCUGUUUGUUGAGUCAGAGCUGGCUAACCCCAAGCUUGCUGAGCGUCCUUCUCUUACCGAGUCAAUGGCCCAAUUCCUCCAGAAGACCAACAUCAUUCGAGAUAUCCAUGAAGAUUGGCAAGAUGGCCGAAGAUGGUAUCCCAAGGAGAUCUGGAGCCAGCACGUCGAGAAGUGGGAAGAUAUGUUCGACCCCAGCCAGCAAACAAAGGCCCUAGAGUGUGUCUCAGCGAUGGUUCUCGAUGCGCUGAAGCACAGUGAGGAGUGUCUGUUCUACAUGGCGGGCAUCAAGGACCAGAGUGUUUUCAACUUUGUUGCUAUUCCUCAAGGCAUGGCCAUUGCGACAUUGGAGCUUGUCUUCCGCAACCCUGAGGUUCUCAAGAGGAACGUCAAGAUCACAAAGGGUGAUGCCUGCAAGAUCAUGUUCGAGUGCACACAAAACCUCUACACAGUAUGUGAGGUCUUCAAGCGAUAUGCCCGACAAAUCGCCAAGAAGAACGACCCUCGUGACCCCAACUUCCUUGCCAUCAGUGCUCAAUGUGCAAAGAUUGAGCAAUUCAUCGAGACUCUCUUCCCCAAGCAGGACCCCAAGAAGCUCGCUGUGACUCAGGCCCAGGUCCAAAACAAGGAGCCAACUAUGGACGGAGGCGAGACUCUUGUUCUCUUUGGUGUUGUCAUUGCAGCUCUGGUCUGCAUUUCUGGUCUUAUGGUACGCCAGCCCCAUACUCUCAAGGCCGUACUCAACUAACACCCGAUCCACAGAUCGGUACCGCUUGGAUCUUCGGAGCCAGAUUCGAUACUAUCUUUAGGGAAGCCAGCGUCUUCCUACCAGGUGGCGAGAAGGCUACCCCCAUGAUCACGGGUCACGAAGAAUUGUAAUAUUAUGCGCGCCGAUUUGUUUUGCUUUGUUCACGGCACGAACCUUUUUAACGAUAUCCUAACGUACAUACCACAUUUAGCAAUGGUCCUCAUAUGGCUGGACCUGCUCGGCGGCAUAUUGCUGGGCUUUAUACUCUUGUUAAUACUACCUGCAGCGGCGCGAUACAGCGCGCGUUGCAGUUCAAGUUUCGUCCCCCGUUCACCCACUGGUGAUGUCUCUUGUCUUGAUACCCAACUCAACUCCUGCACGGAUGUCAAAUUGCAAUCGAGUCCUUCCAUGACUAUGAUUGUGCCGAAGAAGUGCGAAAAUUAAAUAUCUCUUGCUCUUGGUUUCCGCCUCACGGCGACGUCACGCCACAAGUCUAUCUCGACAUCUUGAGGAUGACAGACUGGUGGCGGCGGGCAAACAUUUCAUCCUUGUAAAAAUUAGUUCAUCUCUGAUUCGACCCGUGUUUGGCGAUACUUUCUCCUUUGGGACGUGCUAUUACUAGUAAGGCAUGAAAUGCGUCUGGGCAAGGUUUCACCUUUGAUGCUGUUGGUGCGAUAUGCUGUUACACUACCGGCGGGACAUGCCUUAGCCGAUCUUUUGUCGAUGGACGUGCCCAUCAUUCAGGGGGUUUGGUUACAUCGUCCUGCUCUGUUUUAAGGCAUCAAGAUGCAGGCUAACAAGAUGAUGGCAGAAACUUUGGCCUUUGAUCUUGAGAAAACGCUUAGAUAAGUUUAGAAUGAUGAUAUAAUAAAAUGUCCUAGAUUAUGGUUAAUUAUUAUCAGCCUAGCAGGUUCUUGUACUAGUUGGAUUCGGC